AUGGCCCAAGAACUCAAAGCCAAAGGCAACGAGCUCUUCAAAGCGGGCGACUACAGUGGCGCCGAAGAUCUCUUCUCCCAAGCAAUCCAAAAGAACCCCCACGACGCAACCUUCUUCACAAACCGCGCCAUCACCCGAAUCAAACUAGCCAAGUGGGCCGACGUCGAACAUGACGCCCGCGCCGCAAUCGACAUCUACGGCCUGAAGAACCCCACCGCCCUCAAGAGCUGCUUCUACCUCGCCCAAGCCCUCCUCAGCCUGCAGCGCCCCCAGGAAGCACACGAUGUGGCAUCCGAAGCAUACAAACAGAGUCUGGCAGCAAAGAACCCCCAGUCAGAGAACCUGUCCGGCAUAGUGUUGCGGGCGAAACAGCAUAUCUGGGCUGCGCGGGAGACUUCACGGGUUCGGGAGCUGAAUGAGACGCUUGGUGCGGUGGAGGCGCUGGUCGAGGCUGAUGUCACCCGCGCCCUGGCUGAGCUGCAGGGUCGCUUGGACCGCGGUGAGAUCGGGGAGAUUGGAUUCGGGGAGGACCAGAGGGCGCUGCGUGAGGAUGCCGAGUUGAAGGUGCAUAAUCUGAGGGAGGCUUUCCGAAUUGCUUCAAACGGGGAGGUUCAGACACGGGUUGUGCCUGAUCAUCUUAUCGACGGUAUCACCUUUGAGAUCAUGCAUGAUCCCGUGAUUACCCCGUCUGGCAGCAGCUUCGAUCGCAUUCCUAUCACCAAGUAUGUGGAGAAGGCGGGUGUUGAUCCCUUGACGCGAGCUCCCAUGACAGUUAAGGAUUUGCGGAAUAAUUACGCGCUCAAGGCAGCCUGCGAGGAGUUCUUGACUCACAAUGGUUGGGCAGUCGAUUGGUAA
Messenger RNA from Penicillium salamii, 855 nucleotides. NCBI's taxonomy places the organism in Eukaryota, Fungi, Ascomycota, Eurotiomycetes, Eurotiales, Aspergillaceae. The record is from the annotation of a GenBank genome assembly.